Sardina pilchardus (European sardine) is the source of this 3508-nucleotide messenger RNA. RefSeq names its product ttk protein kinase (gene ttk). Lineage: Eukaryota; Metazoa; Chordata; Actinopteri; Clupeiformes; Clupeidae. Bases 104 to 3124 code for a protein of 1006 amino acids. Gene Ontology annotation, biological process: protein localization to kinetochore; mitotic spindle assembly checkpoint signaling; chromosome segregation. Gene Ontology annotation, cellular component: nucleus; kinetochore. The transcript has 25 exons. Gene Ontology annotation, molecular function: protein binding; protein serine/threonine kinase activity; protein serine/threonine/tyrosine kinase activity. The record is from RefSeq and is a predicted model, not a curated record.
AUUGCAUGGUAAACAGACUGUGGUGAUUUUCAUUCCACAGUUAACGUAUCACGCAAGGAUUAUUCAUUUUUAAUAGGUAUAAAAGAACUUUCCACAAACAGCCAUGGAGGAGGAAGAGCACACAGACAGAAAGCUGCAGAUUGCCAUGUUGUGCCAAAGGCUGCAAAAAAUCAAACGGAACAUCAAUGAUGAUGACACAGACAAUAUCAACAAAAUCAUAAGUUCAAACUCUCCAGGCUCGUGCCUUACCUACCUAGCAAACCUAGAGAAGAAGGGAGACCCACAUACUGAUCAUGUUCUUCUUCACAAACUGAUGGAUUGCUACACUCAAGUGUUCUCCAACAUGCCACUUGGAAAAUACUGCCAAAACCAGAGUUAUGCACGGAUGCUUGUCAGAUUUGCAGAGCUGAAGGGAAUUCAAGAUGUCAGUGAGGCUCAGGAUAACUUCAAUGUUGCAAUAUCCCAUUGCCAAGAUUUUGCAUUCGUCCACAUUGCGCAUGCUCAGUUUGAACUGACUCAAGGCAAUGUAAAGAAAAGCAUGUGGAUUCUUCAGAGAGCUUUUGAACUGGAUGCCAAACCAACAGAACUUCUGCAAGCUGCAAUUCAGAGCUUAAAAGCUGGCAGAAGUCAACUGCUUUCCCAUGAGGACAGGGAAAAUAUUGCAUCAUCAACAGUUGGAAAUGGGCAGGAAUCUUUAAGAUCUGGCUCGGACUUAAACAAAGACACUAUGCAGUCAGAUGAAUAUGGAGACUCACCGCUUGCUAGCAUUAUCUCCUCAGGGACUGACCAGAGAAACAGCUCUGUUGACAACCAGAUACCCUUUUGGAGAUCUAGUGCACAACGCAAGAAGUUAUCUGGCUUUAUGCCUGGGAGAGUUCCGAUGGUUCCUCUCUCUAUCCCAGAGGACAAUAGUGAUGAUAUGGGACUCAUAAAUAAGAGUGAGGCGCCUCAUCCCAGUGGAAAUUUAUCCAGGCAAACGUCUGGUUCUCAGGUAAACCCUAUGUUGUCAUUCUCACAAAGCAAGAAGAACAGCUGGGAUGGUGAACUCAACCUGAAGCCUCUGGUUAUUAGCCCAGAGGCUCGUCCGUGGGAGGAUGUUGGCCCUGUGGACUCCGCAACCACAUUGUUACAUCGCCCAGAAAAGAAAGAGAUCGCCCAAAUAGAAGAUACCACUGAGUGUGUCAACCGGGUCAUCGACUCGAACUCGCCCGAAUCAUGUUGGACGUACCUGUCGGGCCUGGAGAGGGCUGGGGACCCACGAUCUGAUUCGACCCUGCUGGCACGACUGCUGGACUGCUACUCCAGAGUGUUUGCCAAACUUCCCCUGAGCAAGCACAGCAAAAAUGAGAGCUACGCCAGGUUGCUCGUCAGAUUUGCAGAGCUGAAGGGGAUUGAGGACCCAGAUGAUGCUCAGGACAACUUCAUCAUUGCCAGGUCCAACAGCAGAGGCUUCGCCUUUGUCCAUGUUGCACAUGCUCAGUUUGAGCUCUCACAAGGCAAUAUGAGGAAAAGCACUUUAAUACUACAGAAAGCUCUUGGGUUGAAAGCCAAACCUAUUGAAAUGCUGGAGAUGGCGAUGAAAAAUUUAAAAGCUGGGAACACAGUGCUUCUCUCCACUGAGGAUAAGGAGAACAUUGCAGAGCCACCAGCCCCGAGCUUGUUUGCCUCUCAGAGAGAUGGACAUGACAAGAAGGAAGAAAGUCUCCUCCAGCCGCCCUCCAGCCAGGCACCCCAGAAGUCUCUGAUGAAGGAGCCUUCCUCAGAGUGGAGGGUUCCCGCUCGAAUUAACAAAUAUGUUUCUCCUGAGGAGAAGAAGUACCCCACAGAGCCCAUGCGCACCCCGCGGCUGCUGGACUCUCUGCCCAUGCCCCCUGCCCAGAUCCCCUCCCGACUCAACCCAGCCAUCUCCUGCCAGACGCCCAACUGCAAAGACCUGCCCCCAAACAGCUUUGUGACGCCGGUCAUGAAACAGAGACCGCUGGUGGUGCCUCCCACAGUACAGAGCGUCAGCCAGAGCCAGGCCCCCCUCCCUCAGACCCCACAGAACCAGGUCUCUCAAGUCCAGCAGACACCUCAGGGAACUGUGUUCUCAAACGAGUCCAUCACCAUCAAAGGCCAGCAGUUCUUCAUUUUGAAAAUGAUUGGCCGUGGAGGAUCUAGCAAGGUGUAUCAAGUGUUGGAUUCAAAAAGGCAGCUUUACGCCAUUAAGUUUGUGAACCUGGAGGAUGCAGAUGCUCAGACAGUGGAGAGCUACAAGAACGAGAUUGAGCACCUCAACCACCUUCAGCAGUACAGCGACCAGAUUAUUAAGCUGUAUGACUAUGAGAUCACAAACAGCUACAUUUAUAUGCUGAUGGAGUGCGGGAACCUUGACCUCAACACCUGGUUGCGCAAGCGCAAGGUCGUUGACCCCCUGGAGAGGAAGUUCUACUGGAGGAACAUGCUGGAAGCCGUCCAGACCAUCCAUAAACAUGGAAUCGUCCACAGUGAUCUGAAGCCAGCCAACUUUGUAAUUGUGAAUGCUUCGUUGAAACUAAUUGACUUUGGCAUCGCCAAUCGCAUUCAGCCAGACAUGACGAGCAUCAUGAAGGACUCACAGGUAGGGACUUUGAAUUACAUGCCACCAGAGGCCAUCAGAGACACGUCAUCCAAGCCUGGGAAGCAGGGAACUUCAAAGAUUAGUCCUAAAGGUGACGUGUGGUCACUGGGGUGCAUCCUGUACUGCAUGACCUAUGGGAAGACACCAUUCCAGAGUAUCACUAACCAGUUCACAAAGUUACACGCCAUCAUUGAUCCCAACCAUGAGAUUGAUUUCCCUGACAUUGCAGAGAAAGAUCUUUUGGAUGUCCUUAAGAGAUGUUUGGUGCGCAAUCCAAAGGAGCGGAUCUCGAUUGCACAGCUGUUGGACCACUCCUACCUACAGCUUCGCCCACAACAAGCUCCUGAACCUGAGAAGCCUUGCAGUGAUGACCUGAAGAGAAUCCUCAACGAGCUGGCAGCCUUACAGUCCCCUAACAGCAUUGCAAGGGCAGCAAGUAAUUUGGCAAAAAUGUGCAACAGCGGGAAGAAAUUGGAUGUUGCAGAGUGUGUCAAAACAUCCAGCCAGCCCUCUUGGAAAAUAUGAGCAAAUGGGUGAGGUUCAAGCCACCAUUCACCUACCACCUCAGGAUUAUGAUGACUCUCCAUCCUGGCGUAAUUACCCACAUGGACUUAUUGGGCCAAAUUAGAUUUACUGGGCAUGGGCCAUACUGAUUGGAACCCAUGGCAGUGGGUUGUCUAGCAGACUUCCACUCUAGUCUGCCACCAUUCUCUCUCUCACCAACAAACCAGACUGAGCCCUAAAUUCUUCGGCAACAACUUGAACAAGCCACUAACCUAGUUUAUGUGACCAUAUGUUUAUCUUAUUUUUUUUAUAUAGCCACUUCAGCACCUUCUCAUUAGUGGUGUUUAAAAAUGUUAUGUUGUAUACUUUGAAAGCAGACCAAUAAACUAACCUUUCACUGUUGAA